Messenger RNA from Peromyscus eremicus (cactus mouse), 2828 nucleotides. RefSeq names its product sialic acid-binding Ig-like lectin 5. Gene Ontology annotation, molecular function: sialic acid binding. The transcript has 9 exons. Gene Ontology annotation, cellular component: plasma membrane. The record is from RefSeq and is a predicted model, not a curated record. NCBI's taxonomy places the organism in Eukaryota, Metazoa, Chordata, Mammalia, Rodentia, Cricetidae. Gene Ontology annotation, biological process: cell adhesion. The coding region runs from base 1 to 1803 and encodes 600 amino acids.
AUGGAAGUCUGUCACUCUCACCCAAGGACCCACUUCAAACUGAUCAAGUCUCCUUUCUCUGACCACCCAGAGGAGCGCAGAACCUUCCACUGUGUGAUGCUUCGGCCCCUGCUACUGUCCCUGCUCUGGGCAGGGUCCCUGGCUAAGACGGGGGAUUAUGAGCUCUUAGUGACUGAUUCAGUGACGGUACAGGAGGGUCUCUGCGUCUUUGUGUCCUGCCAAGUCCGUUACCCCACUUCCAGUAGUUCUGUCUUUGGCUACUGGUUCCAGGAUGGGGCCAGUAUAAACCGCGACUCUCCGGUGGCUACAAAUGACCCAAAUCGAUCAGUACAGAAGGAAGCUCAAGGUCGAUUCCAUCUCAUGGGGGGACCAAACACCCAAAAUUGCUCCCUGGAGAUCAGAGACGCAAAGAGAAGUGACACACAAGUGUACUUCUUCAGGCUGGCUGGAUCUGUGAAAUACAGUUUUCUGACUAAGAAGCUCUCUGUGCAUGUGAUAGCUCUGACUGAGACCCCCAACUUCCAAAUCAUACCUACCCUGGUGUCCGGCACUUCCACCCAACUGAUCUGUUCUCUGCCCUGGGCUUGUGAGCAGGGGACAGCCCCCAUCUUUUCCUGGAUGUCAUCUGCCCUCACCUCCCUGGGCCCCAGGACCACCCUCUCCUCAGAGCUGAACCUCAUACCCAGGCCCCAGGACCAUGGCACCAACAUCACCUGUCAGGUGACCUUCCCUGGUGUUGGUGUUAUGGUAGAGAGGACUGAACAGCUCGCUGUCACCUAUGCUCCACAGAAGCUGACCAUCAGGGCGUCCCGGGGAGAUGACACAGAGCCUCAAGUCCUGCACAGUGGCUCAUCUCUGCAUAUUCAAGAGGGUGAGUCCCUGAGCCUGGUCUGUGUGGCCGACAGCAACCCCCCUGCCGUGCUGAGCUGGGAGCGCCUGACCGAGAGGCCUCUCCAGCUCUCUACUGAGGAACUGCAGCUGCCGAGGGUGGAGUUGGAGGACCAUGGAAAAUACAUCUGCCGAGCUCAGAACAAUCUGAGUGCUCAGGAGGCCUUUGUGAACCUCAGCGUAAGGAGCCUUCUACAGCUGCUGGUGCCCUCCUGCUCCUGGGAAGCUGAGGGUCUGCACUGCAGCUGCUCCUCCAGAGCCUGGCCCACCCCGUCCCUGCGCUGGCGGCUGGGGGAGGGGCUGCUGGAGGGGAACAGCAGCAAUGUCUCCUUCACGGUCACCUCCAGCUCCACAGGACCAUGGGCCAACAGCAACCUGAGCCUCAGCAUGGAGUUCAGUGCUGGCCACAGACUCAGCUGUGAGGCUUGGAAUGACAAUGGGGUUCAGAGUGUCACUGUCUUACUGCUGCCGGGUCAAGAGGUCACAAAGGACACAUCAGAAACCAGUACAGGAGUGGUCCAAGGGGCCAUCGGAGGAACUGGUCUCAUGGCCUUGCUUGCUGUCUGCUUCUGCUUCAUCUACUUCAUAAUGAAGUUCCUCAGGAAGAAAUCAGCCCUGAAAGGAGCAAGCAUGGAAGACAACCAUCCUGCCGAGAGCCCUGGCUCCAUCACAAAUGGUUCAAGCAUGAUUUCAUCCAGAGUUUCCUUAAGAUACUCCAACCAGGGUCACCUGAAUGCAUCAGGGUCACCGAACCAGAAAGAACAGCCACCUCUUUCCGUAGUCCCACACACCCUGGAGGAUGAGCCUGAACUCCACUAUGCCUCCCUCUCCUUCCAAGGCCUGAAGCCCCGGCAUCCUCAGAACACGGAGACCAUCAAGUCUGAUUACGUGGAGCUCAAGAUCCACAAGUGCUGACCCCCCUUGCUCUUGUGUCCCAGCACUGGUUGGAGUCCCGGAAAGGACAGCGUAUGUUAGGGGCAGAUUCUGAGAUGAGUGGCCCUCCAAACCAAAGGUUCUGAAGGAGAAGGCAUGAGGGCGACAGGAUUCCUGGGUUCAAGUCCAGGUUCGGUGUUAUUCCCACAGAAGCCGCCUUUCCUCGCUGUGCCCUCUCUUCCUCCUCUGUAAAGUGGGUCCCAUUCAUGCGGUGUGACCAGGAGAAACCCCACAGUGUUCAUUGUUUGUUGCUUGCGUUGCUUAUGUUGCCUCAGCAGUGGGAGGAACAUUCUGACUCUAUCACAUACUUGAAUUUUACUUGUAUAUUUUAAGGAACGUACGUUAAUUCUUAAAGUGAUAAUGUUUUGAAGUGUGACUGUGGUGUAGCUACACGUACCUCAGAUUGGACUUACACUGAAUGUUCUGCAAGCUCUGAAAGAUCACACAGAUGCCAGCCCAGACUACUGUACCCAGAAAAACCAUCAAUUACAAGGAAUAAAACUAAGAUCUUCCACAAAUCAAUACAAGUGGCAGACAAUCCAAUACAAAACGGUAUAUGUGAGUGGCCAGCAAACGUACAGAAAGGUGAUCAAUCCGUGCUUGUCAAUGAAAGAUAAAUAAAUACGAUACAACUGCCAAACUGUGCAGCAAUUCUGCUCACAACUGCAGCCUAAAAACACAAGAUACAGUUAUUCAUCAGACUUCCCCAAGUGUGUUGUUGAUGGAAGGAUUGGGGAGGAAGCUCAGUGGCAGAGGGGUGCUUGCUAUGUCUGAGACCCUAAUCUGUUUGAUCUCGGGUCCUAUAAAAGUAAUGAAAUGUACCCAAAUGUGCACCAGAAGUAAGAGAGGCAAACAAAUUACACCAUGUUUAUGGGAUGUAGAAAUAGAAUCUCAUGCAUGUGUGACAGAAUGUAACACAGACGGACAGAAUCCAGACACAUAGUCUCUAAUGUGUUAGGUCCUUGGCAUGAGGUUUAGAAAAAAAGAGAACUCAUCUUUGGCAUUAG